AUGUCCUUGUCCAUUGCUGAGGAAUCUUUCCUGUACGAUUCGCUUUCUGGUCCGCAGAGGCUUCGGCCGGACGGGCGACUUCCACACCAGUUCCGCCCCGUCGAGGUAUUCACCGACUUCCUGCCGAGCUCUGACGGGUCCUCGCGGGUUAUAGCGAGCGACGGGAGCGAGUGUAUCGUGAGUGUGAAGUGCAAAGUGGUCGACCACACCGUGGAGCCCGAUCUGAUUCAAGUGGACGUGGACAUUGCAGGGGAGCGCGACGACUCUUUGCUCGUGGAGAGCAUUGCCUCUCUGCUGAACAAGCUGAUUGGCACAGUUGACCACGCAAGGCUGCAGUUGACGAAGAAAUACAGUUUUAAGAUAUUCAUCGACGUGCUCGUGUUGUCGUCGUUCUCGUACCCGAUCUCGCUGAUCUCGUUCGGGGUCUACUUUGCGGUCAGCGCAACACAAUUACCCAAACUUGUCUCGAACUUCGACGACCUCGAAGUGGAGGAGCUGCCGAUGUUCGACGACUACGACCUUGUCCCGCUCGAGAUGCGUACGCCGCUCGUGUUCACGCUCGCACUUGUAGGGAAAAACGUGUUCUUGGACCCCGCGGCGAACGAGAGCGCCGUCGCGAACAACGGACUCGUCGUUAGCUGGUCUGCGGGCACCGUCGUCGCACCCCUCAGAACUAUCGCCCUGAACAACACACACGUCACUGGAUUCGAUCCAGAACUGCUACAAGUGGGCAUCAAACUCGUGGAGCAGCAUGCCCCGGGCAUUGUCCAUGCCCUCGAGGGUUAA
Messenger RNA from Huiozyma naganishii CBS 8797, 786 nucleotides. It is a transcript of the gene RRP42, whose product is annotated as exosome non-catalytic core subunit RRP42. The coding region runs from base 1 to 786 and encodes 261 amino acids. Lineage: Eukaryota; Fungi; Ascomycota; Saccharomycetes; Saccharomycetales; Saccharomycetaceae. Gene Ontology annotation, cellular component: cytoplasmic exosome (RNase complex); nuclear exosome (RNase complex). Gene Ontology annotation, biological process: U1 snRNA 3'-end processing; nuclear polyadenylation-dependent mRNA catabolic process; nuclear mRNA surveillance. The transcript has a single exon. The record is from RefSeq and is a predicted model, not a curated record.